Messenger RNA from Ylistrum balloti, 5159 nucleotides. RefSeq names its product macrophage mannose receptor 1-like. The transcript has 29 exons. Lineage: Eukaryota; Metazoa; Mollusca; Bivalvia; Pectinida; Pectinidae. The record is from RefSeq and is a predicted model, not a curated record. Gene Ontology annotation, molecular function: signaling receptor activity. The annotation marks the transcript as partial.
GUGGAUGGUCAUCACUUAACACUAACCCAGGUCAAUACAUUCAGGCCAUAUUCUACAACACUGUAGUGAUGAAAGGAGUGACCACUGUCGGUCGGUCAGAUGCAGAUGAAUGGGUGGUCACUUACAAACUCCAAUACCAGUACGAUCCCUACUCAGAGUGGGUAUGGUAUGAAGAGCCACCAGGAACUGUAAAGAUCUUCAAUGGUAACCAAGAUUCUGACACCCCUGUAACUAACAAAAUACAGUUUCCUAUAGAGGCUCGAGGCAUCAAACUUUUCCCUUUGUCCUGGCAUAAUGGCAUAUCCUUACGCUGGGAGAUUCUUGGCUGCAUACAAGAUUUCUGUGCUCCUGACUACAGUGUAAGUGGACCUUUAGUUGUCCCAGACAGAGCCAUCACUUCAUCAACUAUUUCUGACUCCGCCCACUCAGCUACAGCAGGCAGACUCCAUCCAAUCACAAUGAGUGGGACACCGUCCUGCUGGCGUGCCCAGUUUUCAGACAGUAACCUUCAGUGGCUGCAGGUUGACCUUGGGAGAACAAAGAUCAUCCGAGGGAUCACCACUGCUGGUAACCCUGAUGCUCAGGAGUGGGUGACCUCAUUCAAGGUCCUGUACAAUAUCAAUGGUCCCAACUAUAACUACAACUAUUACUCCGAGCCGUAUGGACGGGUCAAGGCUCUACCCGGUAACACAAACAACAAUGAGACAGUGACCUACUUUUUUAAGGGUCACUUUACAGCUCGGUUCAUAAAAGUUGAACCACUUACAUUUCACACUUGGAUAUCCCUAAGGAUAGAUAUUCUAGUUUGCGCUAUUGGCUGCAGUGGAGUGCCUUUGAUCAAUGGUAACAACAAGAUUGGCGAUGAUAAACUAACAGCUUCUUCCAAAAUUGACCCUGAGCAUGGUCCAUUUCGUAGUCGUCUUGGUGUACCUGCCAUGGGCAGAUAUGGAGGGGCAUGGACUGCAAAAUUCAAUGAUGCUCAUCAGUACAUCCAGGCUGACCUUGGUGAUCUGAUCCAAGUGGUCAGCUUUGCAACUCAAGGUCGUCAGGAUCAGGCGGAGUGGGUGACAGCCUAUAACAUUAGCUACUCACAAGAUGGCAGCAAUUGGUUUGCCUAUGAUGCUUACACAGGACAUGCAGUGACAUUUGUAAGUAACUGGGACCAGUAUUCAGUGAGGAAGCAUGACCUAACCUACCCUAUAAUGGCUCGCCUUGUCCGGCUGUGGCCCGUGUCGUACCACAUUCGUAUUUCUCUGCGUUGGGAGAUCUAUGGCUGUCCAGGUGCUGACUCCGGAAUAAAUAUUGGUUGCUAUGCCGAUGACCCAUUGCAUCGUGACCUGACCUAUGAACCCUUCACUGACCCAACUGUGGGAAUGUGGCCCCCAAUGUGUAUUCACCACUGCUUCAACAAAGGCUACUACUACGCAGGUCUACAGAACCAAUACAAGUGUUUUUGUGGUAACUCCUAUGGGCGGUAUGGUCCUGCAACUGACUGUAACCUGGCCUGUUUCCCUCAAACAUCCUACCAUUGUGGAGGCCCAACUUCCAAUGUCAUCUAUUCUACUGGUCUGACUCCAGACUUUAAGGUGUGUCCACCUCAAUGGACUGGUUAUGAAGACAUGUGCUACUUUCUAAUGCUGGAUCUACAAACAUGGAGUGAAGCUCAGCGCCAGUGUAAAGUGAUGGGUGGUGACCUAGCAACCAUCAACAGUCAAGCAAUUCAGGACCUUCUGUUUAGUCUCCUCAAUCAGAACCAUAGCCAGGACAUAUGGAUAGGCUUGACUGACCUUGUGGAAGAGGCUUUAUUUGAAUGGUCAUCUGGGGAUCCUGUCAAGUAUACCAACUGGAAUUUAAAUCAGCCACGCAGUCCAGUUAAUAUGGAUGAGGACUGUGUCAGCAUGUCUAACGGGACAGGGGGCUGGCAGGACGAAGACUGUUCCUCCCACAAACAGUAUAUGUGUAUGUCGGCAAAACACGGUACUAAUAAACCAACCACAACUCAGCCUGUCGUCGGGUGUGCUUCGGGCUGGAAGGCCUACCGUUGGUCCUGUUACCUGGUAGUAGACAUGCCAAGAGUUUUCGUGGAUGCAAACAAAGUCUGUCGAGACCGUUCAGCUACUAUCGUCAGGAUUGAGGACAGAUAUGAACAGUCGUAUCUGUCGAGUAUUCUGGCUGGUAAAACUGGUCAAUAUUGGACAGAUGUCACAGAUACUGUCAACCCAGGCACAUACAGGUACUCAGAAGAUGGUUCAGCACUUCUCUACACCAACUGGGGCCCCAACAGACCAACAAGUAAUAGUCGCUGUGUAGCCCUGCAAGCAGGUGACGGCAACAACGGGCUAUGGUUCGAUGUCCUAUGUAACACAACAUCUAAGGUUAUUUGUGAGCAGACGAGACGGGGCUACACUACGCCCACACGACCUCCUACAACCACAGGAUUCAUCCCUUGUCCCAUGGGAUGGUGGACCAAUUCUAAGGACCCCAGCAGCUGCUUCCAGGUCAACAUCCAACAACGAAAUAAGAGGCUGAUUUACACUGAUGCUGAGGCAGAUUGCAGAUCACAGGGAGCAACAAUGGCCGUGUUCCAUAACAGUGCCGCCUAUGAUGCCCUGUGGAGGAACAGAAUGAUCGGAACAAACAAUGGAAACUUCUGGAUUGGACUAAAGUAUUCACACUCCAGCCAUGGAGGUAGAGUGUUUCAGUGGGCAGACAAUACAAGACUUGACUUUGUUAACUGGAGUCCAGGCGAGCCUAAUAACUUCCACAAUGCUGAGAACUGUGUGGAGGUUAUUUACUCGUCAGGGAAAUGGAAUGAUGCUCCCUGUGGAAUCUCAAAGAACUGGAUCUGUUCUAUCCCAAGAGGGACUACACCUCGACCUAGAACAACAUUGCCUACCCCUCCAGCUCCUCUUCUCAACUGCCCAGUUCAGGGGUAUGUACGAUUCCCCACAAACAACCAUUGUUACCUGAUCCAAGCAGCAUCAGGAAACAAUGCUAAAACAUGGCGUGAGGCUCGCUCUGUGUGUACAACUAAUGGUGGGGACCUGGUCAGUAUUGGCGGUAUCCGAGAGCAACGUUUCCUGGAGUUUCAAAUUGCUAAUGUAUCUCAAAAUGUGAUGUGGAUUGGUUUCAAUGAAAUUGAUUCCCCAUAUGGUUACCACUGGUCUGAUGGAACUGUACCAUCGUUUAUCAACUGGAAUAAUAACGAACCUAAUGACUUUGGUGGGGCAGAGGACUGCGGCCAAAUACUUGUUGGAAACGGGAAAUGGAUUGACAACCACUGUGCAAAAAAGGCAGGCUUUAUAUGUGAAAAUGGCCUUGUGUCCCACAAUCUCACCACCCCGGCACCUGUCAUCCAUGGUUACUGUCCCUCAGGAUUCAGUCCCUAUGGCAAUAAGUGUUUCCGAGUUUUCACUGACCUCCUUAACUGGCAAAAUGCCAGUAAAUUUUGCAAAGGCCUUGGAGGGGCAAGGAAGGGAUACAAUCUGGCUAGCAUUGCAAACAAAUUCGAAAAUGCUUUUGUGACAACAUUACUUGGAAACCGUGGUGGAAUAAACCCUUGGAUUGGUCUACAGUUCUUGGGGGGUCAGACUUAUUGGAUUGACAACACUGACUUGACCUACUCAAACUGGGAUAGAGGAGAACCAAAUGGGCAAAGGCGAUCGACAAGGUGUACACGUAUAUAUGGUCGCCAACAUAAUGCUGGUCUCUGGGAUGAUUACAGCUGUAACGCAAGCAAUCCCUUCAUCUGUGAAACAAAAAAAUCGCCCAGCAUAACGACACCGGAACCUCUACCUAACAGCUGCCUGAUUCACCCGGGCUUUAAACCCUUUAUGUCUGACUGCUUCAUGUACGUUCCAACCAAGAUGACUUGGACUAAUGCCAAUGCAUUCUGCCAGAGCAAGGGAAGCAGUGUCUUCCUCACCACCAUUAGCAACUGGUUUGAAGAGGAUUACCUCUUCCUGCUCAUCAAUGACCCAACAAUUACGACUAAGUCGGGUGUCUGGAUCGGGCUUCACAGUGCUCAGGGUAAUGGAACUUACAGUUGGAUAGACAGCAAGUGGCCAGUAUUGUACACCAACUGGGCUCGUUCACAGCCUGUAGUGACCUCAAGAGGUCAGCAGUGUGUCUCCUCCAAUCUUGAUGGGGGUUGGGUCGUUAUGCCAUGUACCUUCCAACUUCCAUUUGUCUGCAAACUUAGUACAGCCAAUCCACCUGUGACACCCCCACCUCCCAAUGCUCAGUGUCCAGACUCGAACUGGGUUCCCGAGGUGAAUGGAACACGAUGUUACCUGUUUAUGUUGAUGGACACUAAAACAUUCCUUGACGCUACACUGACGUGCAGUAGAUAUCAAGCCACUCUCGUCUCCAUCAGUGGUAUCAGGGAAAACAUCAAACUGACGACUGCUGUUAGCAGUAUCACCACACAGGUUGAUUCUUUCUGGAUUGGUCUCCACAAGUAUGGCUCAUCGGGAUACCAGUGGGCAGACAAUUCUCCUGUGCCUUUUGUUUACUGGGAACAUGGGGAGCCAUCUGGCCAAGAUGGACGGGGAAAUGCUGAGGACUGCGUUGUCAUGCAAGCUUGGAAUGGCAAAUGGGAUGAUCUUGAUUGUGGACUGAAACGUGGAUACGUCUGUCAGAAAAACAAAGUUGCAGACCACAACAUUUUCACCAUUCCAGGCGGAGCCCCCAACACAUCCCUAGCUAGUCCAACUAGAGCACCAACACCCAGCCCACAAGUUCACAUCACAUCCAAAGUCACUAGUCCACAAGGUCACAGUACACCAAAGGUCAUCUUGCCUAGCUCCACCUCACCAAACCAUAUGGCCUCUCAUUCAGGGCCAGGUAUGACCAAUCCAACUCGACCCAGGAUCACACCAGUGCCAACGGGCACUGCCAUCUAUGGGCCAGGAGUAACACAGAAACAGGGUUCGUCUGGCAGCAGCGGUGGCGUGGGAGGAGGAGGUAUAGCAGGAAUUGUGAUUGGCUGUUUGGUCAUCGUCAUCCUUGUAGGUCUUGGUGUAGUGUUAUGGCGACGAAGACAGCCAGUUGUCAAGGAGAAUGGCCUGGGAUUUGAUAACUCAGUAUAUGAGUAUGACUCUAAACAACAGCAGGGAGAGUUCACAAACUCAAACACUGCUAAUAAUGAGGACUGUUGA